AUGAACGCAGUGCGGGAUUCAGGAGGUGCUCGUCAUAUUCAUGGCAAAGCACUUGGUGGAGAAGACCACAUCGAGAAUACAAGCCGGAAUCCGACCCCCUCGUCACAUUCUGGAACCUCUCUAGUCCCACGAUAUGCCGGUUCAAGCAAUGGUAAAGAGGACGUCAUUCUAGUCACUUUUGAACCAAAUGAUCCCACGAACCCCAUGAAUUGGACGAGGCGGAAGAAAUGGCAGAAUACCGUCAUGCUUUGCCUAGUCUGUCUCUUCAUCGGUCUUGCUACUGCUGGGUACUCUUCUGGUAUAACAUCUAUGACCGGGGAAUUCGGUGUGUCCAAUGAAGUCGGCCAAGUUGGGCUGUUCGUCUUCAAUGCCGCAUUUGCCGUCGUUCCCAUGUUCCUUGGGCCACUCUCCGAAUUUAUCGGCCGUAGACCUAUCUAUAUCGGCUCCUACCUUCUCUUCACAAUAUGGUUCAUACCUCUCGCCACUGGACAUAACAUCCAAACAAUCAUCGUAGCGCGUUUCCUGUCUGGAUGCUCAGGCGCUGCGGGUACGACGAUCGUUCCUGGUACACAGACGGAUAUCUGGUCCACGGAAGAGCGAGGUUUGCCGGUGGCAUUGUUCAGUCUGACCGCCGUCCUCGGAACGGUCGCCGCUCCCCUAUACUCCGGCUAUAUUAAUCAGUACGCAGGUUGGAGGUGGAUCGAAUGGGUUCAACUCAUCGCCAACGGUUGCCUUUUCGUCGUUGCUUUCUUCCUCCUGGAUGAGACCCGCGGAGCUCGUAUUCUUGAGAAACAUGCUCAGAAACUUCGUCGCGACACAGGCGACAACCGAUACCGCGCACCAUCAGAACUUGCCAAACCAUCCAUAGGCGCACUCCUCUACGCAUCGACCACUCGCGCUUUCAUCCUCCUUAUCCGCGAACCAGUCGUCCUUGCGUUUUCUCUCUGGUUGGCUUUCGCAUGGGCUAUUAUCUUCCUGUUUUUCUCUGUCAUCCCGCUCACCUACCAAGGCAACCAUGGAUGGAGUCAGGGAAAUGCUGGACUGCCGUAUAUCUCUUCCAUCCUCGGGUGUUUCUUUGCGUUCGCGGCCUCGAUUCAUCAGAAUAGGGUGUACGACAGAGCGACGAAGAGAAAUGGAGGUGUACCGGUUCCGGAGGCUAGACUUGCGUGGAGUAGAGUUGGGGCGGUUCUCUUGCCGGUGUCGUUGUUCUGGUUCUCUUGGACGCAGUUCCGCGAAGUGCAUUGGAUUGUGCCAACUCUCGCGUUGUGCCCCAUGGUAUUUUCUAUCUACCUCAUCUUCGACGCAGUCCAGAACUACCUCGCGGAUGCGUAUGGCGAAUACGCCUCGUCCGCCAUCUCCGCGCAGGGUUUCGUUCGUAACAUGCUUGCCGCUUCUUUCCCAUUGUACGGCCGCCAGAUGUUCCAAAACCUGCACUACCAAUGGGCGGGGACACUUUGCGCUCUGAUUGGAGUUGUCAUGAUCCCACUGCCGUUUGUUCUUAUGAAGUACGGCUACCGUAUCCGUCAGAAAUCUCCUUACGCCAAGGCUACGACUGAGGACGCUCAGAGUCGCAAGAUCAUGCCUGGUGAAGAACGCGCCGCGAUGGAGAAGCUCGGAUCUGACAUUGAGACGGUUCCUCGAACGCAUCCCGACUCCACCGCGCCUGGUACUGUGGACGACCGUAAUGAGUGGAGACCUGUGGCUCGCGAGAUCGAUCCCGAGUCCCUUUCCGAAGGCCGACUUGUAUGAUCGUCACCUUUCUUACUCUGUUCAAUGCUCGAUCUGGACAACAUGGUUCGGUGGUUGCUGAGCCCUCGCUGUAUUCAUUUGUAAUUCCC
Stereum hirsutum FP-91666 SS1 is the source of this 1838-nucleotide messenger RNA. Its product is annotated as MFS general substrate transporter. NCBI's taxonomy places the organism in Eukaryota, Fungi, Basidiomycota, Agaricomycetes, Russulales, Stereaceae. The record is from RefSeq and is a predicted model, not a curated record. The coding region runs from base 1 to 1749 and encodes 582 amino acids. Gene Ontology annotation, molecular function: transmembrane transporter activity. The transcript is spliced from 8 exons. Gene Ontology annotation, biological process: transmembrane transport. Gene Ontology annotation, cellular component: membrane.